Molecule: messenger RNA, 981 nt
Organism: Diaporthe citri
Lineage: Eukaryota; Fungi; Ascomycota; Sordariomycetes; Diaporthales; Diaporthaceae
Exons: 1
Coding region: 1-981 (326 amino acids)
Molecular function (GO): oxidoreductase activity
Source: RefSeq, a predicted model, not a curated record
AUGUCCGGCUCCGACCUGAAGCUUGCCAUCGGAACCGCCGCCUUCCCCGGCGCCGAGAAGCUGCAGACCGCCCUUGACGCGACCAAGGCGGCGGGCAUCAAGGAGAUCGACACGGCCGAGAUGUACGGCAACAACGAGGUCGACCUGGGCUCCGUGGGCGCCGCCGACAGCUUCAUCAUCUCGACCAAGAACCCCGGCGGCUGGCGGCCAGGGUCCCUGAAGGAGAUCACCAGCCGCUUCAACGCCUCGCUCGACAAGCUCAAGACCAAGCAGGUGGGCAUCCUGUACAUCCACGGCCCGGACCGCGAGCUGCCCCUGGACGAGUGGGUGCCGCAGGUCGACGCGCUGCACAAGGAGGGCAAGUUCAGGCGGCUCGGCGUGAGCAACUUCACGCCAGAGGAGACGCGGGCGCUGCACUCGUACGCGAAAGCAAAGGGGUUCGUGCUCCCCACCGUGUACCAGGGCAACUACAACGCGGUGUCGCGGCACAUCGACACCACGCUGUUCCCCGUGCUGCGCGAGCUGGGCAUCGCCUUCUACGCGUACUCGCCCGUGGCGGGCGGGUUCCUGACCAAGACGAAGGCCGCGCUGGAGCAGGGCACCGCGGGCGGGCGGUUCCGGACUGAAGGCGGGAGCUCUGUCGUCAAGAUGUACCACGACAUGUACAACAAGCCCAAGCUGCUCGAGGGCCUGGGCCGCUGGGAGGGGAUCGCGGAGCUGCAGGGCGUGCCGCGGGCCGAGGUGGCGUACCGCUGGGUGUACUACCACUCGGCGCUGAAGCAGGACCUGGGCGAUGUUGUUAUCGUUGGGGCGAGCAAGCCUGAGCAGAUCACGCAGACGGUCGAGGGGAUCAGGAGGGGCCCGCUCAAGCCUGAGGUUGUUAAGGCCAUUGAGGAUGUGUGGCAGCUGGUCAAGGAUGAGGCCAUUGUUAAUAAUUUUGAGGCGUCGGGUGGUAAGGCGGGCACCAUUCCCACCAAGUAA